Molecule: messenger RNA, 1876 nt
Organism: Cucurbita moschata (crookneck pumpkin)
Lineage: Eukaryota; Viridiplantae; Streptophyta; Magnoliopsida; Cucurbitales; Cucurbitaceae
Product: receptor-like serine/threonine-protein kinase At1g78530
Exons: 6
Coding region: 549-1610 (353 amino acids)
Biological process (GO): protein phosphorylation
Molecular function (GO): ATP binding; protein kinase activity
Source: RefSeq, a predicted model, not a curated record
UUUAUACAGAACUUUGUUGAAAUCUUGAAUUCUUGAUUGCUGUCUGUAGCUGGACCUGUCUGUUUUGCUUCUUUUUGUGUAAGCUCCAUUCUUGAAGGUUCCUAUUUGUCGGGAAAAGAAACGUAGUUUGUUCUCUCGAAGAGCGAUUCAACCACCAAGAGCUUGGAUCUUGGGGUUGUAAAUUUCACCUCUGUAUAUUCGAGUCAGUAGUCUGGAUUCUGGAGUGUUUCGUAACAGCUCAAACCACCGCUAGCAGAUAUUGGCUUCUUUGGAUUUUCUCUCAAGGUUUUUAAAACGUGUCUGUUAGGGAGAGAUUUCUACACCCUUAUAACAAAUGCUUUGUUUUCCUCCCGAACUGAUGUAGGAUCUGACAAGGAUUGAGUUUUCUUUUGGUAUCUACAGUUGUAGCAGAGAACAACCUUCAGCUAACAUGUUGAGAGACAGCCAAAUUGCUUGUCUCAUGUCCAGUUAAAUGGAGGAAAUCUCACAAGUUCGAGACUGUCUUCCAUGUAAACUGUUCUGAACACUUUCAUCGUCUGUAGAAUCAAAUGGAUAGAGGCCAGGCUAUAGCACUCUAUGCCACGAUCAGUUGUGUCGCUUUCAUCGUGUCGAAGAUCUUCAUAGCAUUGCUUCUUUACAAGCGCUGGAAAAGAAGACACAUGAUUUAUGAAGAUGGGAUGUCAGGUGGGAAGAUGGUCAUGUUCAAGUCUCCAGCAACAAAGUCCCUGGAAUCAGAUGCGUUCCUGAAGAAAACACUAAAACUAAACAACAGGGACAUCAUUGGCUCUGGAGGCCAUGGGACUGUUUACAAACUUGCACUAAGUGACUCCUUGACAUUUGCUGUGAAAAGACUGAACAGAGGAAGUGCUGAAAGAGAUCAAGGAUUCGAGAGAGAAUUGGAAGCGAUGGGAGACAUAAAGCAUCGGAAUAUCGUCACGCUUCACGGAUACUACACUGCUCCUCACUAUAAUCUCCUUAUAUAUGAGCUAAUGCCUAAUGGAAGUUUGUAUGAAUAUCUACAUGGAAGAUCAAAGGAGAAGGUUUUGGAUUGGCCAUCACGGUAUAAAAUAGCAGUAGGUGCAGCGAGAGGCAUAUCGUACCUUCAUCACGACUGCAUCCCGCACAUCAUACAUAGAGAUAUUAAGUCGAGCAACAUAUUGUUGGAUCAAAACAUGGAUGCUCAAGUGUCCGACUUUGGAUUGGCAACUCUGAUGGAACCCAACAAGACUCAUGUAUCGACUAUUGUGGCAGGCACAUUUGGGUACUUGGCUCCAGAAUACUUCGAUACGGGGCGAGCAACGACAAAAGGAGAUGUCUACAGCUUUGGUGUAGUACUACUCGAGCUCUUAACAGGGAAAAAACCGACUGAUGAAGCAUUUAUGGAAGAGGGAACUAAACUUGUGACAUGGGUGAAAACAGUUGUUCAGGAGAAAAGGGAAGAAUAUGUACUUGACAGAAGUUUGAGCUGUUUUCCGGUUGACGAGGUUAAUGUCGUAUUUAGCAUAGCAUUGAAGUGUCUUGAACCAGAACCUGCUCGGCGACCGACAAUGGCAGAGGUCGUCAAAGUGCUUGAGCAGCUAAAGUCAAGUAGCAUUGUAACAGAUUCUUGAACAAUCCAGCUGCAACAGAAGCCUUCAAAGUAGGAGAAACAGGAUUGUCCCCGAAAAAAACAUCGAAAAGAGCUGAAGUCACAUUGUUUGAUUCGAUUGUAGCUUCUAUUCCUGUCGGUGGGCCGUCAACUGAGAUGCUAACCUGCAAUUCACCAUUAAUAAAAGGAAAAGAAAAGAAAAGACAAUGUAAGACAGUUAAAAGUUUAAACAUACAAGCAUCUUUGGAGGUUCCAACCAAGUCAAGAAUAUGAAGGUUCCUUUCUUAA